Molecule: messenger RNA, 336 nt
Organism: Priceomyces carsonii
Lineage: Eukaryota; Fungi; Ascomycota; Pichiomycetes; Serinales; Debaryomycetaceae
Exons: 1
Coding region: 1-336 (111 amino acids)
Biological process (GO): cellular response to oxidative stress
Cellular component (GO): cytoplasm
Molecular function (GO): glutathione disulfide oxidoreductase activity
Source: RefSeq, a predicted model, not a curated record
AUGGUUUCGGCAGCAUUCCGUAAGAAGGCAGAAAAUUACAUAUCCUUAAAUCCAUAUUUAAUGAUCUCUAAGUCGUGGUGUCCAGAUUGUCACUACGCAUAUAGGAUUUGGGAACGCUAUAAUGCUAGAGACAAGGUCUAUAUUAUUGAGCUAGAUAAGUUUGAAGAUGUUGAGGAAGCUAAACAAUUGGAAGAAGCAUUUGCAGAAAUUGCAGGAAGAAAAUGGGUUCCUACUAUUUUCUUUAAUGGAAAAGUGUUCGGUACGGAAGAAGAUUUAAAGAGGUUGGAAAACGAAGGCAAGUUAACACAAGUCCUCAAAGAUGCUAACCUAUUUUAA